Messenger RNA from Engraulis encrasicolus (European anchovy), 2752 nucleotides. RefSeq names its product ATP-dependent DNA helicase RecQ-like. Gene Ontology annotation, molecular function: 3'-5' DNA helicase activity; nucleic acid binding; four-way junction helicase activity. The coding region runs from base 92 to 1855 and encodes 587 amino acids. The transcript has 3 exons. Lineage: Eukaryota; Metazoa; Chordata; Actinopteri; Clupeiformes; Engraulidae. Gene Ontology annotation, biological process: double-strand break repair via homologous recombination. Gene Ontology annotation, cellular component: nucleus; chromosome; cytoplasm. The record is from RefSeq and is a predicted model, not a curated record.
UCAAAUCGUGAGGGGCGGGAUCGGGGGCCGGGCUACCUAGUGACGACAGAGUGUGCGACGUUUCGUGUGUAGUCCCAGAGAGAAGUAAACAAUGGCUGCCCCUAGCGAAUUCACGGCGUCUUUCGAUUCAGCUUUGGCAACGACACUCGAAGAUUUGGAUAUUCAUUUCACCUUGCGAGACCAGCAGAUAACGGCAUUAAAGUUUUUUCUGCAGAAAAGGGACGUUUUUGGAGUAUUGCCCACCGGAUAUGGUAAAAGCCUGAUUUACCAACUUGCUCCGCUGGUGGGGCGACGCAUGGGUCUGCUGCACAAACCACUGGUGGUUAUCGUGUCACCCCUUUUAGCACUUAUGGACGACCAGGUACAAGAGGCCGAAAAACUGGGUCUUACAGCUGCGCAACUUGGCAAAAGCGACCCGGAGGAGAUCCGAAGCGGGCGGUACCAGUUGGUGUUCGGGAGUCCGGAGUCCUGGCUUAACAAGGAAUGGCGAUGCUUGCUAGCCAGCAAAGUCUACCAAGACAACCUGUUGGGCCUUGUCGUGGAUGAAGUUCAUCUCACAUACAAAUGGGGAAAGGCUGCUAGAGGAGAGAAGGCCUUCAGAGAGAGUUUUGCCAGACUGGCCGAGCUACGGUCCAUUGUAAAACCAGGUACACCUAUUCUGGCCUUGACAGCAACGGCAGACCUGGACUCGCAAGCUGUUGUCAAAAGGCAGUUACAUUUGGAGAAUGCCACUGAAGUAAUCAUAAGCCCAAACAGAAAAAACAUAAGGCUUGGACUGUCUACAGUGUCUUCAGAUAGCAUGGAGUGUCUGAACUGGAUUGUGAGGGCGGUUAAAGAGAAGGGUCCAACAAUGGCACCAAUAAUCAUCUACUGCCGUACAUUGCCUAUGUGCGGGAAGGUGUUCUGUCACCUACAGUAUGAACUUGGUGAGGACAGCUGGGUGGAUCGGGAUCCAGAACACACGGCAGAAAACCGACUCAUUGGCAUGUUUCACAGCCAAACACUUCCCCAUCACAAGAUCACAGUACUGGAAUCAUUACGUGGCAAUGGUUCAUGCAGAGUGGUUGUAGCCUCCACAGCUCUGGGAAUGGGACUGAACUUUCCUAACAUAUCACAUGUCGUGAUGUAUGGCUCACCUGAGGAUGUGGAGGCCAUUGUACAAGAGGUUGGCAGGGCCGGGCGAGAUGGGUCUCCAGCACAUGCCAUAAUUUACAAAUUGAAGCAGGAAGCAAGAGUGAAUGAGGGCGUUAAGACACUGGUGAAGAAGGGCAUCACUAGUUGCCUUAGGAAGGCCUUAUUCUCACACUUCGAACAAAACACUGAGUGUGUUCUGCCGGGCCAUUUGUGCUGCUCAUACUGCCACUCUGUUUGCUCUUGCAGCUCUCCCAGUUGUGACGUGGCAAUACCCGAUUACGAACUGCCUGAACAGUACACUCAUGCCGUUGUCAAAAGCAGAGAAGUUACAGAGGAUCAAAGACAGACAAUUAGAGAUACUCUGUACAGGUACAAGCUCAGCUUAGUCCAGAACAUGCCUCUGUACACGAACAGCAGCGACUGCACUGGUUUUAGUAACGAGCUGAUAGACUGUGUUCUUGAGCGCUGCACAGAUAUAUUUGAUCUCCCAUUCAUAAUGGACAACCUACCGGUGUUCAGUAAAAGGCACGGACAGGAAAUUCUCAGCAUUAUUUUUAAUGUCUUCGGGGAUUUUGAAUACACUGAAGUUGAUCUGCCUGUGGAGGAAACUAUGGUGCCAGACCAAGACUACACAGGUUACUUUGACUCUGACUCUGAUGCAAACGCCUUGUCCCAAUGGAGCAGUCUAGAAUCCGGGGUGUCACAGUUGAGUACAGACUGAAACAUUUGUUAGUCAUUUCAUAUGACCACUGUACAUAACUCUUACAUCUUUGAAAGUACUGCCUGAAUACUUAUGUCAGAUGACUGCCUGUAAAUAAAAUUGAAGAACGAUCUCAAUUCUUGUUUAAGUGUUUAUUUACAUUUACAUUUACAGAAAAAGGGUGAAUUAGUUGUGUACUUAAUAAUGUGCAUAUUAUUUACAAUGGGACAUAAAAAGCAACAUACCCAGGAUUUAAAAAUGGAAAUCAGUAGUCAAAUAGUAUUAAGAAAAGAAAUGCAAGAUAUUCUUGAUUGUGAAAUGGUAACCGGUAGUCAAAUACUGUAGAUACAAAGUAAAAACAAAAAAAACAUUUCUGACAAGUGACAAUGUUACAUACAAUGUGCUUUAAAGUGACUGGGUUGGAACUGGCUGGUUCAAUUGAGUUUAAACAUGUUUUACAAGUCGAGAUACUCGCAGCAAACACCGAAAAAUUGUGCUAAAUAAGUGUAAUUAAAUACGCCUGUUAGAAGAGGCCUAUAACAGUCUAGACAAUAUUUUGACAAACUGAAUGCAUGGUAAAGUGCAGAAAGGUAAGGGUGCAAUUAUGAGUCAUCAAGUGUUAAUGCUUAAAUACCUAAGUACUGCAUAGAUCUGAAGAUACCUAUAGGGACUUCACAAGACAAGAAACUACCAAUGAGUGAGAUUUAUUUUUUCAGUUUUCUCCACUCUUUCAGUUUGAGCAUCAUCCACUCCCACAUUUCCUUUUUUUUCAUUUUGUGCAACAGAUUGCUGUCAAACUUCGGGAAAGCCCGAAAUUCCCUUCCAGGUAUCUUUGACAACAGUUGACCCUCCCUGAAAACAUUAAUCAGAGUCAAUAUAUCCUGUGUCUGCUGCUCAGCACGAUGGAUGCCACUUGGC